AGUUUUGUGUUACUUUAUUGAUAAACCCUAGAGUGUAGAGAGAAUAAAUUCCGUCAUCAUCCCGUGGUGAAGAAUACAGUAGCAGAUCGGCACCUACGGUUAGCUAAAGUUUGAUAAAGUUCCGGUGAAUUGCGAAUUUCGAAAAAAAAAAAGAAAAAAAAACACUUGCCAAGUUUUCCAAGUGUGUGUAGUGCCUAAAGUUGCAAGAAAAAGAAGAAGAUACGGAUUUAGGAAGUUUUGGUGAUUACAGUUGGAUCCCACCUAGGACCUACAAAAAGAGGGGGGAAAGACCGCAUCCACGGUUUAUUUUUAGGACUAGAACCGGAGUGACAUUCCGCAUCCGUGGAGAAGAAGAAAAGAGUGAUAGAUGCACCAAUCAACAGAGGAACGGCGUCAAAAACCUCACGGUGAGAAAGAAGUGGUUUUGAAAUCUCCUAAGCCAUCGCUGAUGUUGGGAGCACCACCACGAUUGGCGUACCCGCUCGUUGUGUUUAUGAUUCGUGAAACGGAGCAAGACGAGAUGCUGCACCCCGAUGAGACAGUCAUUCUUGUGAAUGUGGUUCAUCUGAAGGAUACGGUUUGCCCACUGCCGACAUCUAUACUUGCACAAUAUCUCAAACAAGCUUGUGGACAACUGUCGUCCUUGAAGGUAAGAUAUCCCCCUACAAGAUAUCGAUAAGACGAGUUCAAAUAGUACUAGGCAGGUAAAUCAUUAAUGACAAAUUGCAUCGGAUUGUCAUGAGUGAACGGUACGCUAUCUGCACCAUGACAAGUAGAGUCUACCGGUGUAGUGUAUUCCGUCACUAAGUUGAUGAGGAGAGCGAUGUAUGAAAACACUACAAAAAAUAACGGAAGGGGGAUUGUUUACCUGGAGAGUCAAAGCGAGUCACAAACGUCUGAAUUUCUGCAUUUUAUCAAAAAUUUCAAUGGUAUUUAGUUGAUACUGACUACCCGCUUUAUUGGGAGAUAAACGUAUAGAAAUAGGCUUAUAAAAAAGACGAAACGUUCGCUACCUAAAAUAUCGUAUUGAAAAGAGUUCGCAAACCAUGCACAAUCGUAUUGUGUUCCGUUAUAAACAUAAGUACCAUUUUUUACAGAAAAUCGAAGAGGUUGGGUCAAAAUUAGCUGUGUGGCCGAUUUAGCAUGGAACUCUCUAGGGUAAAAUUUUCUCUAUCCCAUCGGUAGCAAAAAAGCUCCGAUGGGAUAGAGAAAUUGCUCUGGGGGCAAUUUUUAAACAGUUAAAACAAGUUUCAAAUUAUUGAUCUAUUUAGGAAAAACAACAUUUUAAAUGCACGAGAACGGUUAGUCUUAGAAUAAUACGUUAUCAUGUAGAAUCACAUGAAGAUUCCAUUUUUUAUACUACUUUUCUUAAAUAAUCAUAAAAUCGUUUUCAUAAAGUACUGAAAUUCCAUAAAUUUUCAAAUACUCAUAUCUUCAUUUUGGUGUCACUUAAUCAAACUUUGUUUAAUUGAAAGGGCUUUCCAUGAAAAAUAUACAAAAACAGGAAGUGGGUUAUAUCUAUGGUAUAACCGCAAGGAUGACGUAGGACUAUCGUUGAUUUAGAGAUCAUUUGUAUGAAGUUGAAUCUGAAUUCAUUCUGAAUGAAUGAAUAUUUGGAGAACUUCGAAAACGAGAGCGUUACGUUGGAGGCACAAGGUUUUAUGCAUCCAAUAUUGGAUACGGAAAUAUCCUACUGAUGGGGAAGAAUAAUCUUCAGAAGCUAUCCUGUUGAUUGCGAUUUAUUGAAAAAUCACAAAACCUAAUGUAUUUGGUCACAGUGUUACAUGGAU
Molecule: messenger RNA, 1790 nt
Organism: Toxorhynchites rutilus septentrionalis
Lineage: Eukaryota; Metazoa; Arthropoda; Insecta; Diptera; Culicidae
Exons: 4
Coding region: 368-679 (103 amino acids)
Biological process (GO): negative regulation of cell growth
Source: RefSeq, a predicted model, not a curated record